AUGGUGCCCGUCGACAAAUAUCCAAAGUACAACUUCGUCGGUCGCAUCCUUGGACCACGUGGCAUGACUGCUAGACAACUCGAAGAGGAAACUGGCUGCAAGAUUAUGGUGAGGGGUCGAGGAAAUCAUGGACCAACAGAGCCCCUGCACAUCAUCGUUCAAUGUGAGGACAUCGAGAGCCUUGUCGAGGAGAAGAUGAGAAAUGCCAUCGAGAAGAUCAACGUUUUGUUGCAUCCCCUGUAUCCCGAGGGUAAGGAUGAACUGAAGCGAAAGCAACUUGUUGAACUUUCGAUCAUCAAUGGAACUUAUCGUCCAACUGCAGCAACGAAAAAUGCUUUGCAAACUCCACGUCCUCAUGUUUUGCCAUCUGGUGGAAUCAUCUCGCCUCAAGCCUUAGCCUUCACUCCACGCGAUAAGCCAACUAAGAUGUCUAUGGAGAAAAAGAAAGUCAACGACAUUCUUCACCAGAAUCAACUGAUGUCGAUGAUGGCGCUCUUUCAACCAACAACCACUCGUCAGGAGUCGAAUGUGAUGCUCAGACAAUUGCUGGAUUUGCAAUCCCCUCUCUCACCGGUGGAUUAUGCAAGCCCACUCAUUGCAGCUAUGUCGUCGACUCGCGCAUCACCUCCAAUUCCACAGGGUAACACUGAGCAUUUCAUGCAGGCUAUCUCAAUGUUGCACUCGCUGCCCUUUGCCAAGGAUCAC
Messenger RNA from Mesorhabditis belari, 705 nucleotides. Lineage: Eukaryota; Metazoa; Nematoda; Chromadorea; Rhabditida; Rhabditidae. The record is from the annotation of a GenBank genome assembly.